GGUUUGAUGACGUAGUACUCACAGAAUCCACGACGCAGGUGCUCGUCCAAGUGUUGUUUACAUCCAAUAUUGCUGCAAUUUCAGAAUUUUCUGGAGAUGUCAGCAGCUGCCCCUAACACCGAGGAGAGUGAGUUGAAGGGAGGACAUCCCCCUGCAGUGAAGGUGGGAGGUAUGCGAGUAGCUUCCAAGACUCACCCAGCAGGUACUCCAGUAGCUGAAACCCCCACGGCAGAGGAAGAGGAGGAGUUUGGUAGUGGGGAGGCAAAACCUGACAAACAUCAUCAGACUAUACUAGUGUCUGGAGCUGUGACAAAGGGGGACAAGGACUUCCCAGCUGCAGCUGUGAAGGCAUACCAUGAGAAGCCUAUGCCAGCCAUCGACCGCCAUGCUCCUCCCAGAACCAACAUGAACAUCCAGCAGCCCCGCAAGUGAAGUCAUGCAGAUGCCAGUCGUCAGUCACAGCGGGAGCACAACAUUCCCCACCCCCUCUUGUAAAACUGCUACCCCGUUCAGCUUUGUAGACUCUGGACUACUGGAAGUACAUGAAGUCUUGGUGAAGGUUAAAACGUUAAUUUGUGUGUUGUAACAGUCUCAUACCAUUGGAUGAUUGCCAUUAUGAAUCAUUACUGAAGAAUAGGAUAAUGUCACAGUUUGACUGUUACAUGGAAAAGCAGAUGGAGAUGAGUCUAUUUUCAGGACAAAGACAAAAUUAGCCUUCCGCUAGUCACAUUUCUGUUUUAAACAGAAUGUGUGUGUUGUAGUUGAAGCCCUUGUUUUAAUCCUAAAAUACAUAGCAUAACUUUGUUGCAAUUGGAAUUUAAUUAAAAGACGUUGUCAAGGUGGUGAUGUUAACAGCUAUUUAAAGUGCUAGUCUGUAUAGAGGACCCAGUCAUACCUAUAACAUAAAUCUCUCGUUGGGACACUUGCAGGUGUCUGGUUACUAUAGCAACAUACCCAAUAGGUGCCACAUCCUCAUGGAAUGUAAAUAUCCAUAGUGAUGAAGUCCUUUUACCUAAGCAUCAUCAUGUGCUCGUGUCUGACUUAUCAGCUUACUUGCAUUUAGUUGUUGUGUAUCUGUGUAUGAGUGCAUUGUCAUGAUAGAUGGUGUGCAUGGGAAGAUGUUACAUUAGUGGUACAUCUCUGUAGACCAGGCCUCUGGGAUGUUGUCGCACAGAGAAUGUGUUAUACACUUUCUAGACGCAUAUCUCCACCAUGCCCUUCCAUAGACUUAAGGGGGCCUCAUUCCCCUAAAAAAAAUUAAUAUAAUAUAUAGUGUUGCAUAGUAAGGAGCAAUCUGCACAUCAAUGCUUCCCAUUCUGUGUGGUAAGGCUAGCCACUAAACACAAAUAAACAACUUUAAGAUGGUUUAUGUGAAUUUUCUACACAUGACAGCUUCAAGUUUUGUAUUUCUUUUUGCAUAGAAAUCACAUCCGACUUUUUAUGGAAGUCAUAUUUAAUAUUUGGCAGGCCAGGAGUGUUACUGGGUAAACAGGAGAGAUUUAGCUAUCCUUAUGUAGCAAUGUGUUGAUUACCUUGAUCCUAUUCAUGCUAUUUCACAGUUUUGGUGAUGGAUAUAUUUACAAGUUAAACAAGAAAACAGUAGUACAAUAUGUGAUGGAGAUUGUUAUCAUGUGUUAGCAUGUCAUGGUGGUUUGACUGUACACUAUAGAUAUAGGCCUCAUGUUCAAUCCUAAUGACACAGCAGUGUCAACAUUCUUCAGUAAGUGCUGUCUUGUGAUUGAGAAUGUUCACCCCUUUGAUGUGGGGCUGUGCCAGUCAUGACACAAGCCUUUCACAUUGACUGCAGGGAAUAGGCAUGGUACUUGGAAGGAUGAGUAGCCUUGUGUGUGAUGAUACAUGCAGGUUGACAGCACCAUGUUUCAAUACUUGCUGUGUACUGGUGCCUUAUAUAUCGAGUGAAUGUGUCUGAGUGUCAUUCCAGCAUGUGCAGUGUCACAUGUCAUCGCUUCAUACCAAGCUGUACAUUCUUUUUAUGCUUGUUUGUCAUAUCUUUGGGUGUACCUUAAUCAUAUAUAUCAUGUCACUAAAUUAAUCUGUGAAUUGUUAUAUUAAAAAGCUCCUAUGCUGUGAAUAAAGAUGACAAACUUUUCA
This is a messenger RNA of Haliotis rufescens (red abalone), 2112 nucleotides long. Its product is annotated as death-associated protein 1-like. The transcript is spliced from 4 exons. Gene Ontology annotation, biological process: cellular response to amino acid starvation; negative regulation of autophagy; apoptotic signaling pathway. The record is from RefSeq and is a predicted model, not a curated record. Gene Ontology annotation, molecular function: death domain binding. The coding region runs from base 97 to 432 and encodes 111 amino acids. NCBI's taxonomy places the organism in Eukaryota, Metazoa, Mollusca, Gastropoda, Lepetellida, Haliotidae.